This is a messenger RNA of Triticum urartu, 2486 nucleotides long. The record is from RefSeq and is a predicted model, not a curated record. Lineage: Eukaryota; Viridiplantae; Streptophyta; Magnoliopsida; Poales; Poaceae.
CUCCUCGCAGAAGCGCAUGCAUCUCUACUGCUUUUCCUCAUCUUCUUUCUCUUCUUGAUUCCGGCGUUUUCUUUUUUCACUUCAUCCGUUCUUGCCUUCUCGGUUCUGAGUAGAGUAAUUCUUCGUGCACGCAUGUCUUGUUCGGCGGCUCAAGGGGGUUCACCACAAUUCGGUCUAGUUAUUAAGAUCUUUCAAGUAAUUUUGCUUUGAUGCUUCAUUCAAGUCAAGCAUGGGCUUUUUUUUUUGGUUACAAAUAUAUUGCGGUGGUGUGAAUCUAGUUCGUGUGCGCUCCAGUCCACGCCCACUCCUGCUCCGCCGGUUGGUAGCACGUCGCUCCAUCAGGGUUUUGUUCUUUAUACAUACAUAGAGUUGAUGGGAUUUGGCAGUCUCUUCUCUGAAUAAUUAUGUUUUCUUGCUUCAUGUGUCUUGCCAAAAUUGGCAAAUCUCCUGGUCCAAGUGCCUCAAUUAUUUAUAUAUCUCCUAAAUAAGAUACUACUCCAUAACUAAGCUGUGGUGCAUGACACUACUUUUCCCGAAAUUAAUUCUUAGUAUUAUUACUCCAGUUGCCAUCGAGUAGUACCACGAUGCACAAUUCGAACCUAUAGGGUUGGUGUUGUUCAGCUUAUUUGUAAUGCAGUCUGGUAGUAGUGGUGAUCUGGUGAUAUUUGCAAUGGCAUGGACAAAAACAAGUCCAUGCCAAUCAAGUGGCCUUCAGAAACACCAGCAUCAGAUCACCUGUAGCAGGCACAUAAAAAACACCACCAGGGAAGCCUUGUUUCCUGGGCCUCUUUGACAAAAAAGCAUUCUUUGUUGGUGAAUUCGGCGUAGCUGUCCAGCAUUUAUAUUCGUGCUCUCAUCAGAUCUCCAGAAACACCACAGGGGUUUUGGAUGGGAACACCAGGGCUUCCAUCUUUUCAUGACAACAACUCAAUGUGCUAUUCUUGGGCCCUUUUCUUUCUUUCAGAUAAGGUUCCGUUUUAGAGAUUCCCGGACCGGAAAAGAGGCCACGCUUUUCAUCUGUUUGUCCUCUGAUUUGGCAUCAGAGGCAGCAUAUCCAGGCUUAGCAAUGGAUCGGAUACUUGUCUUGAUCUGACUGCACUCCACAUUCAGACACAUUCAGUUAUUCAGCACACAUGAAGCUUGAAAAAUUCUGCUUGUGCUCCUCUAGCAGCCCUCUAGUCAUCUGGAUAAAUCUGAACUAUUUGCUUAGAUUCCUAUUUCGACAGCAUAAUGAACAGUCGUCUUCGGAAUCACGUAAGCCCGAAGCAAUUUCGGAGAACAAAAGGUGUGUCAAUUCAGACUCCAUAGUGCUUAUCCACAGGGCUGUCUAACUGCAAGCACUCCCAUGUCUAAGAUUCAGUCUGUCAUGAUCACCGCACUGACAAGAGCAACACAUGCUAUUUUAUCCUUGUACAACUGUGGUGAGAGAUAGAUAAAGGAGCAAACGAAGUGCAGCGAGAGGAAGAAGACAGGGAGAGAUUGUUCAGAGAUGAAGAGCGGCAGCGGCGUCCAAGAAGCGUGUGAGGAUCAGGUGUCCGAGAUCAGCAGCCAGGCGGCGUCCAACAACAACGAGGCGUCCAACACCUCCUCCCGCCCCAAGCUCGCCCUCGACCUAUCGCUCACCGUCACCGCGACCGCCGCCGCCACGACGACCGCCGAGUCGAGCACCACCGACAGCAACGGCGGCGCGCAGGCCGCGCGCGAGCCGACGCGGGUGUUCACCUGCAACUACUGCCAGAGGAAGUUCUUCAGCUCGCAGGCGCUGGGCGGGCACCAGAACGCGCACCGGCGGGAGCGCACGCUGGCCCGGCGCGCGGUGCACCGGCUGGAGGCCUACCCCUACGGCUACGCCGACGUGGCCUCCCUCCCGCUCUACGGCUCCCCCGGGCUGUACCCCAUCGGCAUCCAGGCGCACGCGUCGGCGCUCCAGGGCGCGGCGGCGCAGGCGGAGCGGCAGCAGCACCAGCACCAGCAGCAGGACGCCGCCGUCCUCGCGGCCACGCCGGCGCGCGCGCGGGCGCUGCUGGGCCCGAUGCCGUUCCUCGUGGGCGGCGACGAGGAGGUCAGCUUCGGGUGGCCCGGCAGCUUCAGGCCGCCGCCGCCGGGCGCCGGCGUGCUCCCCCUCCUCCACUCCGGCCCCAACUUCGGCAGCAGCAGCGGCAGCGGCAGCGUCGUGGUGCAGGCCGACGAGGAGCCCGACCUCACGCUUAGACUCUAGCCGCCGCCCGUACGCCGUCGAUCGCUACGCCAUUACGUACUGCUAGGUUGGUGCAACUCGUCAGGCUCCCGACGUCGAUCAACGGACCAUGAUGGUAGACGACGACCCGUAUUUGUUUCAUGCGCGCGUGCGUACGUAGGUACGCUCGUGGAAGUAUUUCUGUACAGUUUUGGUGCUCUUCUGUGGUAUUGGUAGUAGCGUGUACCCUACCUACAACUUCCCGCGGUAUAAAGAUUCAUGUGAUCAAUCAAAAUCAUGUUGCUGUGUC